GACAAAACUGAAAGGAAUGAAAAGAAGUGCACUUUAAACACAAACCCAGACACAUAAAUACACUUCAUCUGUAGAGUACUACGCUAAAAGCAAUGAAUGGUGUGACGUACAGGAAGUGCCGCCCCGUCGCGAGUAUCUGUAUUCAGUUUCAAGUCUUCUAGCGUCGCUUCAAUGAACGCGCCAACCUCGAUGUCAUUCGUCGGCGGUGACGGAGCACGCUGAAUUUCUGCACGAUUCGUGCAGCGAGUUGGAAAAACUGCAUCUUGCCAAAGAGCGUGGAAAUCUACUUGUACAUUUUACACACAGCAAAAGUGCUUCUUCGUGCGCUGACUUGGUUGCUAUUUUCUCUUCCGUCUUUCAGGGACCUCGUUUGUCAGUGGAAUUAUUAGAAAUACAGCGUUUGCUUUAACUCUCUUCUUCGGUCUUGUAACGUCAACGACGUCGCGUUUUUUCUUCUUCUUGCUCUUGGCUGGAGGUUCACUGGAAUAUAAGCGCAGUGAGUUUGAGCAGUGAAGGGGCAUUCCUCGCGCCGAGCUCGAGACGCGCUUGGAUCUUGACCGCGCGCUGCAGCAACGGCCAAUACAUCUACACAUCCAUCCAUUAGCGCGCUGGACGUGCAGGUUUGCUGACAGUUCUGGCUAUAAAGUUAAAAAAUAACGUUUUUAUGAGUCAUAACCAAUGAAUGUGAUACUAAAUAAUAUCAUUUUCCUCAAAAAUUGCAUUUUAAUGAGAGAACUCACAUCAACGCGAUGUGAAUUUGACAUUUUUCGGAGCUUUUCUCUGAGAGAACGUUUUUCCGUUACGAUGUACUUCGAGUAACCGACUCUUUCCUGCUCUCGCUCGUUUAUAUCGUGUUUAAUAACGAUGGCCAACGAAAUUCGCUAUGACAAUCGGAAUAUUGUGGAGAAAUACCUCAAUCACAAACUUUCAAAGAAGGGAUAUGAGUGGAAAUUUCAAUCUUCUGGAGAGGACGAUAAUACCAUCAAUACAGGAGUAGAGGACCUCUCUCCAAACUCUGACAGGAGGCUCCAUGCUCCCUCAGCCGGAGGGGGGAACGACUCUGAAUGCCUUAUAGCAAACCGGGUCACUCGUUCAGACCCUUAUUCGAGGAUCUACCGGGCGUUACGCGAGGCUGGAGACCAGAUAGAAAGGAUAUACCAGCGUGAAUUUGAGGAGAUGUCCCACCAAAUGAUAUUCAGUCCCAAUGCAGCACAACGUAGCUUCUUAGCCGUGGCCGAAGAGCUCUUCAGAGACGGAGUGAACUGGGGGCGGAUCGUAGCUUUCUUUGAGUUUGGUGGGACCAUGUGUGUGGAGAGCUUCAACCGGGAGAUGGCGUCCCAGGUAGAUAAUAUUGCACACUGGAUGACAGACUACCUGAACGGGCCACUGGAAAACUGGAUCGAGGAAAAUGGAGGCUGGGAUGCCUUCGUGGAGUUGUACGGUCAACAGAGAGACUCUAUGUUCCACCCAUUGUCGUACCUAACGAAAGUGCUUGGAUUGGCAGCACUGGGCUUGGCAGGAGUGACCAUCGGAGCCUUUUUUGCUCAGAAGUGAUGGCUCUACGGGUCUCUUCACCAAACUAUCUCACUUUCUCUGCCUGUCUCUCCUCUUCAGCUUAUCAAAGCAUCUUUCAGCGCCGCACUGCCCCACUAAGCCCAGCACCAGUGCCCUUCAAAGGCCACCGCUGAUCCGACGCCCCUCCAGCCACGGGAGAUGCGGCGCUCACGCUCAUUCAUCCUCUCUGGAGUGAAGAAAACGCAAAGAAAAAGAAUACAGAAUGAGGACUUGCAGGAACGCUCUCACACUUUGACUAUGAUGCUCGUCACUGCUAUGUACAGUUGCACUCGCACAGAGAUCGACACACAAAACACGUGCACACACGAACACUUGCUCAUAUACUUCAUAUGGACGCAAAAAUACAAAAAAAGAACGUUUUAUCUUUAAAGUUUGUUUCUUAUGUACGAAACAAGUACAUAGAGAUUUUUAAACUUAAGAUUGUGCUUUUUUGACAUUUUGAUAUCAGGUUUUUUGGCAUUUUGUAGCAUGAAUCAAAAAAAAAAAAAAAAGAGGGAGGAAAAAAAGAAAGUUUGCCGGCGUGAAUGUAAAUAACUUCUCCACUAUCUGCAUGUGUGGAGAAAGAGACUCUUUUAGCUACUUUUUUAUUGCAUGAUGGCAUUUUGAACUUGACCACCCACCCCUUCUGUGUUGAUUCAGGGUGUUCUUAUUUUUUGUUUUUGUUUAUUUCUCUUUCACUCCAUUGGAUGGACCUCUUGAGAUCUCCCGUCAAACCAACAGAUGUUGAGCAUUCCUCAUUAAAAAGUUCCUCUUUGAUUUGCUCUGUGUCUUGCUGUUUGGUGAGCACAAAGAAUGUGCCGACAACCAAACCAAAGCGGCUAUCAUGAUGUAAUAGGGUCAUGGAGUUGUCUGACCCAAAUUGCCCCUCUUGAAUGUAAAGACAUUUGGAAGUUUGUCUUCUGAAAGGUUUCCAAUUGUAUAUUGUCAUACAUUAGCAUUUUUUUGUAUAUAAUUAUUGUUUUGAUUUGUGCAAAAUGAGUUAAAUGAGCAAUUUUGAGGGUAUUGUGUAUGUAUAAUGUCCGUGUACAUGUAGUGUGAGUGUGUGUACAUCUGUAAAUAGAUUGUGUUGAGAGAGCUGGACUUCUGGUGGCUGUGUUCUGGUGGAGAAAUGCGGGCAGCCAGCCACUUCUGUCUAUCCCAGCCAGAUGUGUGUGUGAGCACGCGUCUGCAGAUGAAACAGGCAGGUGGCAGCUGGGAACAGAAGUUCAUUCAGGCUGGCAUGAUAGGUCAGCGGGGCUUUGAAAGACUUUGUACACAACGGACUAUGUAAUACACGGCCCAGGUGUAUCACUUUUCCCUCCUCGCCGCUCCCAAUGUUAUCUUUCUGGCAUGGUAGAUUACAGAUGCCUUGUAAGCUAUAGAUUUUUGGAUGCCCUCACAACCAAAGAAAUCCAAUUCGUCUGCUGUAACUUCUGCCCCAGAGAGAGUCUCAUCUAGUGCUAUCCCUCAACUUCCGUGUUAUUUUCCUCUGGGAGAGUAGAUUUCUCAUUCACAGGAAGGUACUGAGACACCAGCUUGUCCUAAUGUCUUUUUCCCCCUCAGAUGUUCAUUGAAGUCGCUGAUAUAGAUUUAGCGCUCUGAGACCAAACAAAGACUAUGGCCAGCAAUAUUUCAAUAUCUUCUGCAUUAAACUUUUGUUUCGAAAGUUUGUUAAUAUAUGAGCCAUAUGUAGAAAUCUUGAGGAAAAUAGAAUAAUUUAUAGGUUGUGCAAAAGGUGACAUUGGAAUUGUUUCAGUUCAUGAAUUCAGUGUGAAUUGGAUUUGAAUUUUCUAAAUUGUCCCAGCAAACAUUCCUUUUUCUUAUUAAAAUAUAUACUCUUAAGAAUUUCUUUGAAUUUCAGUUUAUUUUAACUCUAUUUUGUUCAUUUCAAAUUCUGAAAUUAAAUUUUAAAACGUUCUAAAUUCAAUUUCGAAUGGUGCACAACUGAUACAGUGUCUACAGACUUCAGUCAAAGUGGACAAGCUUAUUUAAAGUGGCGUGAAUGAAAAAGAGUCUGUGAAGGAUGGAAGUUAAUGGUUGGAUGUCUAAUUUACUGAACUUUUAUUAUUUUGUCCAUUUGAAAAUUGUGGAAAAACGUAUUUCAGUAUUUUGUUGGCUAAACAGCCCUCAGUAUACAAAAGUACGACAUAAACAAACUGUACUUCUUUCCCUCACAGUCUCAUUUUCAUUCAAGUCAAUACUCUAACUAAGGAUCCAUAUCAGGAUCUCUUUUAUCUAGUCUAUCAACACAGCUCUCUCGAGUGUGUAGCGCUACAGAUUAAACAUUCACUAUCUAAUAGUAUACUAUAUUGCUGCACCCUUUAUUGGGUGGUGCAGGACUGUAUCCGAAUAUGUUAAAGCGAGUUUUGAGGACUCACACUGUAAGAUCAUUUUACUUUAGCUGCUAAAGAUCUAGCAAUGUAAGACGACAGGGUGUGAAGCUGAGCUUCCCCCUGUUGCUGCACCAUAUGAAGCUGCUCGUGGAUGAACCAGCGUAUAACUGCCACUGCUGGAGCGGAACUAGUCCAUCCACUCCUUAGGUCUCGCUUUUCCUCUGGUUAGGAGAAGCUGAGAAGUCUAUUACAAUCAGACUCUACAUGCACCUACUUGAGUCUAAGAAGCCUUAUGUAUUCGAUUAAAUAGCAUCAAUCUGUGAUUUCUAUUCAUAUGCGAUUUUCAAAUUCAGUUUGUGUCAAAUUCUUCUGCACCUUUUAAGAAGCAAUGCCUCUUCAACAAGUGUAAUCGAGCAGCGAUUGUUUGUCAGGGAAAUUUAAUUUGACAAAAAAAAGAGACUAAGAAAGUGGAAGGAGAAGGAUGCAGGAAAUUAAUGUGCAGUCUAGUAGUCAGAUGUGUGAAUGAGUCAUAAGUUUCUUUUGUAGCGGUGUGUGUAUACAUAAAAAUCUGUUGCAUUGUAAAGGGCCAUUCGCACAGAAUGCAUUUUUUGCGUUUAAAAACACAAGACACAGGAAAGUGGAAUGGAAAAACCACAAAGUAUAGAACUUUUUUAGGAUGUCAUAUAAUGCAUGAGACACAAACACAACAGUCAAAUGCAUUCGUCUAGCACAUGUUUACAUAGAAAACAAUUUUUUUUUUUAAAUGUGUAAAGCAAUGCAAAAAUGUGUUCUGUGUGAAUGGCCCUUAAAACUGUGUCCUAACCAUGAUAAAGCAAAAUCCCACUCCAUAUGGCUGCACAUUAAAGCUGAAGUGUGUCAUUCGCUAGACCAAGUUGACUGUUUUUAAACAGGUUUCCCAAACACUCCUCCCGGAGACGACUCAAUAGCCCCACCCCCAAACACACCCCAUUGGCUGAACCAAUGUUGCUGUUGUUGGGCAGAUCGAGAUGGUUAAACAAACAGAUCAAUGUUUUGAAAACACCACUGAGCUGCAGUGUUUCACAUUUUAGAGAACUCAACACACGAUUGUCUUACUAAUAAUUGUUUUAACAUUAAAAAGUGACACAUUUCAGCUUUAAACGUGAAAUUUUCCUGAAUUAAAUGAUGCUGGAAAAGUCAUGUCUGGUCAGGACACGCUGUGAGAGAAGGCAGGGAAAGUACAGUAGGUGAAACUGGGUUUAACUCCAGUGCCAAUAUUAAAUUUAAUUUAAAAUAAUCUAACUUUUUCUAAAUAUAAGUUAUCUUUUAUCUCUUUGCAGAAAAAUAUCAGAAUUCUGAAUGUAAAAAUAGGAUCAGCUCUGAUCAGCUAAAGCACUCACUCACAAGUCAGUCAGAGUUGCGUUGCUUGUACUUCUGCAAAAAUGAAAAACUCCCUAUGUCAGUUCAUUCAUUUUCGUCAUACAGAUGGAAAGAGGAUGGGCCUUUGUUUCAACUCACAUUCUGUCUGAUAAAUAUGGAAGUGAGAUUUAAAGUGCAACACGAGGGGUUUUCCCUUCUUCCAUCUGGAAUGGUGGUUUUCCGGUAAUCUGUUAGGAGAAAAAUUGCAGAUACUGUCUCCAUGGUUGCACUGGUUUGGUGGUAACACCAUGUUAUUUACAUUUUGCAUGAGUGCAUUCUUUCAUCUCCAGUUAAACAGCUUCAUUUUGCUCGAGUUGCGGUGCGAUUUUCACAUUGUGUUCAGUAUAAAUGACUCAUUUUGGUGUCUCUUCUGAAAUAAACCCCCACGCCCCAUCACUUCAAAUGGAAAAGAUUAUCGAAAUGUUUUUUUUUCCUUCGGCAGCUACUAUAAUGCAUUCAUUUUACAAUACCACUUUCCUUGGAAAAAGAAAUCGAUUUUCUGCUCCGAUUUCUUUGCUUUCUUUCUUUUUAAUGACUUUGCUGCCAUACCUUCCCUCAUAUAUCACAUAACCAUUAAAAUGUAGCAAAAUAUCCGGAGGAUUUUAAUAUAGAGACAGGAGUUUAUAUUUGAUUUCCAAAUUCUCAUUUUUCCACCAUUAUCCUGUUUGUCUUUCUAUGUUGUACAUUCUGUCUUGUAAGCCCUCAGCAUGUAGCAUUCAGAAGCAAUUGUUCAUGAUUUUUCUUUUUCUUUUUUUUGUUUGUUUAAUUUAUCCUCAUAGCACUUGUGAGUUUUAAAUGUGUCAAUAUCAUUUUGUGUACGUAUCCAUGUGAUAAGCUAACAGUUAUGUGUUCUAAUUAAAUAAACCUUGCCUUAUCAUCUGAGAAGAGCUGUCACGGUUUGCAUCACUGAGUCGGAAACUCCAAUAUGCCUCUACGGAUUCUGUCACGUUCUGCUGUACUCCAAAUUGAAGGCAGCUAGGGAAUCGUUUUAACAGGCCAGCUGUAUAUCAGGAAUGUUUAAAGCAAGAAUAGGGGAAGGUUGGCAACGGUGUCUCGCGGGAGACGAGGAUUUAACCAAUCAACAUGGGCCAUGUGUACAUCCUUCUGUUUAACCUGGGGGUCUUUCUUGAGACA
Onychostoma macrolepis is the source of this 6419-nucleotide messenger RNA. RefSeq names its product BCL2 apoptosis regulator a (gene bcl2a). Bases 865 to 1554 code for a protein of 229 amino acids. The record is from RefSeq and is a predicted model, not a curated record. Gene Ontology annotation, molecular function: protein heterodimerization activity; protein homodimerization activity. Gene Ontology annotation, biological process: extrinsic apoptotic signaling pathway in absence of ligand; negative regulation of intrinsic apoptotic signaling pathway; intrinsic apoptotic signaling pathway in response to DNA damage. Gene Ontology annotation, cellular component: mitochondrial outer membrane. The transcript is spliced from 2 exons. NCBI's taxonomy places the organism in Eukaryota, Metazoa, Chordata, Actinopteri, Cypriniformes, Cyprinidae.